This is a messenger RNA of Pogona vitticeps (central bearded dragon), 2680 nucleotides long. RefSeq names its product phospholipid phosphatase 3 (gene PLPP3). Gene Ontology annotation, cellular component: plasma membrane. Gene Ontology annotation, biological process: phospholipid metabolic process; phospholipid dephosphorylation; signal transduction. Gene Ontology annotation, molecular function: phosphatidate phosphatase activity; sphingosine-1-phosphate phosphatase activity. NCBI's taxonomy places the organism in Eukaryota, Metazoa, Chordata, Lepidosauria, Squamata, Agamidae. The record is from RefSeq and is a predicted model, not a curated record.
AAAAACCCCAAAGGGCCCGCGGCAAAGCAAAGCAAAGCAAAGCAACCAAAACAACGAGCCGGCUCAGCAGCCACCGUCUUUUCCCUCCGCCUCCUCCGCUUCCCAGAAAAAGCGACGAGCCCGGCUCCAGAAGCCCAGCCGGCGGCACCGUCCCAUCGCCUGGAUUCUCCUUCUUGUCCACGUCCUUCCCCUUCUUCUCCAUCCCCCCCCCCCCCCGGUGAAGCGAGAGAGGACGAGUGUGGCUUGGAAGGGAGAUUGACCCCUCGCCCGCCCCAACCAUGCAGAAUUACAAGUACGACAAGGCGAUCGCUCCGGAGAGCAAAAACGGAGGCAGCCCCGCGUUGAACAACAAUCCGACCAAAAGCCCCAGCAAGAAAGUUUUCCUCAUUUGCCUCGACCUCGUCUGCCUCUUCUUGGCUGGUCUGCCAUUUCUGAUCAUCGAAACAAGCACCAUCGCACCCUAUAAACGGGGAUUUUACUGUAAUGAUGAAAGCAUCCGCUACCCGCUGAAAAGUGGAGAGACCAUCAAUGAUGCUGUCCUUUGUGCUGCAGGCAUUCUUAUAACCAUACUUGCCAUCAUCAUAGGAGAGUUCUAUCGGAUCCAUUGCUUGAAGGAGAAGUCCCGGUCUUUUAUCCAAAAUCCAUAUGUGGCAGCUUUGUACAAACAAGUGGGAUGUUUUGCCUUUGGUUGUGCCAUCAGCCAGUCCUUCACAGAUAUUGCCAAAGUGUCUAUUGGACGCCUGAGGCCCAAUUUCAUUGCAGUUUGCAACCCGAAUUUUACACUGAUCAACUGUUCCAAAGGAUAUAUCCAAGACUAUGAGUGCCUUAACCCUGAUGAAAGCAAAGUCCAGGAAGCAAGAAAAUCGUUUUUCUCUGGCCAUGCCUCCUUUUCUCUGUACACCAUGCUUUAUUUGGUGCUCUACCUGCAAGCCAGAUUUACUUGGAGAGGAGCCCGCCUGCUGCGUCCUCUGCUACAGUUUACAUUGAUCAUGAUGGCAUUUUACACAGGACUUUCUCGUGUGUCUGACCACAAACACCAUCCAACGGAUGUACUGGCAGGCUUCACACAGGGAGCCCUGGUGGCUUAUUGCGUGGUGUUUUACGUCUCGGACCUCUUCAAGCAGAAAAUAAAGACUUCUCCUCCCCCUCCAAUCCGGAGGGAGAUACUUUCACCUGUGGACAUUAUUGACCGGAACAACCAUCACAACAUGGUGUAGACAUUGGGUGGGGGGAGGAAUUGUUUGGGGCUUUGUUUUUUGUUUUGUUUUGCAAAAUGACUGCUGACAGCAACUACCUGCUGCUCAAAAUCUCAUCAGACAGUAGAAUGUAGGGAGAGACUCUUGCCUGACCAGUGAGAUCUUAUUCUGUGGCCUUUUUCAUUCUUACAACAUUUGCAUAAAAUGGAUGCAGUUCGGCUAAGUGUAAGUCAAAGGCAACAAUUACAAAAUGAAUCAAAACAUGAUGCAGGAAUUCUAUAUGUGCAAUUGGCUGAGUGUUCAUGUUGUAGUGAAUGUGAAAUUGUUCAUAGCUUUUUGAACACUAAAUGAUUACUAGGCCAUCUGUGCUUUUUAAUUAUAUUUUUUUAACUAUGAAGAUUUCCAAUUCCAGCAGGCAGGGAUGAGGGAAAAUAGCGCUGACCAACUAGGUUAUAGCGAUGUCUAUAAGGAAUAAGCACUGAUUCAUGAAUUGUGAUCACUUUUUAAACUACCCCCACCCCCAGUUGUCUAUGGCUCUGUUCCAUGCUGUGACUCACUUUUGGUUCAGGAGACACAUACCAGCUAAAAUGGUGGAAAGAUGUAUUUUCUCACUGCAGAAACCCUGAAAUACAUACCUGUCUAUACCCAAUAAUGCAUAACUGAAUCUACUUAUAAAACUGAAUUCAAGUUAUUUCACAGUACUCCUAACUAUAAAAGUUAUUCCAUAUUUAUUUCAAUCUAUCUAAUUUUCCUCAUAAACUGUGUGGUAUGCUCAUGAUGUUUUCAUUCUCAUACUUUGGAGAGUAAGUCAGAAUUGUCAAAUAAGGGACACUCAUGAGGUGUGGAAUCCUUGUGCCUCCCUUAUGUGUUGUAUACAGUGUUGUAUUAAAUGUUCAGCCUGCAUCAAAUUUGCUUGAUGGCCUAGUACAAUCAUCCCCUUUGAUUCCAUUGACCCAAACAAAUCAAGAAAUCUAUUUUCUUAAUGGUCACCACAUUUUGGACUCACAAUAUAUUGUCUUGUUUGUGGUCAGUCUUGUUCUAUGUUAGCACUACAGGUUCUGAGGUUGAAACUCAGAACAUAACUCCUCCAAGUAAGAGGCAGACUGCUGGGCAGGACUGCCCUGGCCUGAUUGAUAUUCAUUCAAAUCCUUCAUGUAUUUUUCAUUGCCUGAUGAAAAGGGAUCAUUCUUAAGUAGAGUCCAGUCUUCCAGCCCACUGUGGGUAUAUAGAAAUGAGACUUCCAUCAUGCCCGUCCAGCAGGAUCAAUGGUCAUUCUGGUUUGGGAUGAUGAAGUCCUUGUGAAAAAUAUCUGGAGGGACAUGGUUUUUAGGGAGGGCUGCUUUAGACAAUAGACUUAAUUCUGUUUUCAGGAAUACCAGGAGCAUCUAAAGAAAGCUGAUGAGAGCAAACCUAGUUCUAGGCAUUCAAAUAGAACUGCAAAAAAAGAGAGAAGUUUUUAAACAGAGGCAGACAGAUUUGUGUUU